AUGCCCACCGCCGGAGAGCUCCGAGCGCCCGGGGGCCGAGCGGCCCGCGCGGCGCAGGCCACCGAGAGCGGGUCGCUCCAGCUCGGCGGCGGCUUCCUGGGCGCCGAGGGCGGCGAGGUCGUGGACUUCGAGGUCUACGCGCUGACCCCAGGGUCGGCGGGGUACCCGUUCCCCGAGAGCACGGCCGUGCUCGACCGCCACCCCGUGCCGUGGGACGGCCCGCCCUCGGUGUCCCUGGCGGCGGCGCGGGCCUCCGAGGUGGAGCUCGAAUGGUCCAUCAACGGCAUGCUCGACGACGCACUCUUGGUCUACGAGGUUCAGAUGAGCGAAGACCUGGCGGGCGAGGACUUCGCCUCCAUCUAUACUGGCUCCAACAGGGACCUCGUGGUGUCUCACUUGGACAAGCGCUCCUCCUACCGCGUCCGGGUGAGGGCCUUCGCGCCAGGCCACGUCAGCGGCUUCGGGCAGCUGGUGGUCCGGCCGUGCGACCCGCCCUCCGCGCCCGCCAGCGUCCGCGUCGCGAUCUCCGAGGAGCAGGGCGCCCUGCUGUCCCUCGUGUGGGAACCCCCGCGAGAGGUGGGCGGCUGCGCAGUGACGGGCUACCAGGUGUUCGAGUACACCUCCGGAGGGCUCGAGCAGGUGGGGGCCACGAGCGGUCUCUCCUUCACCCCGGACGGCGGCGUCGGCCGCCGCGCGUUCCAGGUGUGCGCCAGCACCGUGCAGGUGGAGUGCGGAGAGAACGUCACGCUGAGCGCGUACUGGGCCGUCGCCCUGCCGCCCCCGCAGCUGGAGGCCGGCGACGACUCUGGCUGGGAAGAGGACCAGGCCGUCGUCGCGUGGGACCCGGUGCCCCUGGCCGAGGGCGAGCAGGCCGAGGUGCACUACGCCAUCGAGGGCGCGGUCGACGGCUCCGUGGACUUUGUGCCCGUGGCGGGCAGCCCCACCAGGGCCACGUCCGCGACGAUCGGCGGGCUGCUGCCGGGCGCGCUCUACCGCUUCCGGGGCGCCGCGCUCCGCGCGGUCGGCGGCGCCGUGCAGGCGCCGGCCGCGGGGGGCGUGCGGUGGUCGGAGGCUCUGGCGCUGCGGGCGGGCGGGGGGCCGAGCGUGGCUGCGCCGCUGCAGCAGGCCGAGCUCGUGCGGCUGCCCGGCCACAUGGGCCCACCCCGGCGGGACGGCGGCGUCUCGCCCGCCCAGGGGACGGUGUCGCUGUCCUGGGACCCCCCGGCCGAGACGCACGGCCUCCCCGUGGAGGCGUACGAGCUGCAGCACGACGACGGCCUGGGCGGCGAGUUCGUCGUCGCCGUCGCGCUGGGCCCCGAGAGAACGAGCCUCACGCUCGGCGGCAUCUACCCGUCGACGCCCUUCCGGGUGCGCGUCCGCGCCCGCACGGCCGCGGGCUGGUCCGAGCCUGGCCCCGCGGCCGCCUUCUUGGCCGUGGGCCUGCCGGGCAGCCCGCAGGACCUGCGGCUGUCGCGCCCCGCCGCCGGACCGCCCGUGCUGCACUGGGUGCCGCCGUCGGAGACCGGCGGCCUCGACGCGCCGCCGAGCCCCGGCUUGCGGGUGGGCGUCACGCACUACUUGGUCUGGCUGGGCCUCCCAGCGGUCACGCCAGACCGGCUCCUGGGGGAGGUGCGCGGCGAUCAGGCGUCCUUCGAGCUCCGGCUCGAGGGCCUGCAUCUGUACGGCGAGGAGCUGUACCUCUACGUCACGGCCCACAAUGGGGAGCUGGAGGGGGCGCCCAGUUCGUUCGUGACACUAGCGGACAGUCACCUGCCUGGCCCGCCGAGCGAGCUGACGCUCACGAGCUUCACCAGCUCCUCGCUGAGCGUCUCGUGGGACGCGCCCGCGGAGCCAGACGUCAGCGGCUACGAGCUCUACUGGGACUGUGGCCGCGGCGACUGGGCGGACGAACUGGUCUACUCUGGAGCCUCCACGUUCACGACCGUCUCCCUGACCGGGUGCUCGGGGGCGAGCCUGUAUCGCUUCAGCGCGAGGGCCAGGAAUGCGAACGGCUGGAGCGCCACAAACGCCACAGCCGUUCUUUCUCUGGGAAGUCCACCGGCGCCGACGGCUCCGCACGCGGUCGGCUACUCCAGGGGCGCGCUGUCCAUCGCGUGGGCGAUGCCGCAGUCCGCCUCGCUCUGGACCUCGGCCACUUGGUUCGAGGUGCACUGCGUCGACCUGUCCACGCUCAAGGCCUCCGUCACAGUCACCGCGACGGCGGCCGCGACCCUCGAGGGCCUGGCGGAGGGCCGCCCGUACCGCCUCGAGGUCCGCGCGUGCAGCCCCGCGGGCUGCGGCCCCCACAGCGGCUCGCUGGAGUUGCAAGCGGCCCAGCGGCCGCAGGGCCCGACGGCACCGCGCAGGAUCGGCUCCGCGCCGGGCGCCGUGACGGUGGGGUGGUCGGAGUGGCCUGGGACGGCGAUCGUGCCGUGGAUGGACGGCUACGAGGUGAGGGCGUCCAGCAACGCCUCGGGGCCGUACGUCUUCGCGGGCUACGUCUCGGCGUGGUGCCCGCCGCUGUUCGAGCGCGUCUGCGGCAGCGUGGGGGCCGUCGAGUACCUCAGGGUGGCGGCCGUGGACAGCUCCGGCCUGUGGCCCGAGGGCGGGGUCGAGUCGGACCCCGUGCGCGUGGUCUGCGCGCAGGCUCCAGACGCGCCUCCGGCCCCGGAGGUCGCGGUGCAGUGCGCGGUCUCGGACUGCGCCGCGGAGGUGACGCUCGGCGUCGCCCAGCUCCACGGGGCGCAGCUGGUGGGGUGGAAGCUGCUGUUGCACAACGACGGCGAUGUCGGCCACACCGAGGAUCAGUGGAGCUCGGCCCUGUGCACGACGAGCACCACCACCGCAUCCAGCUCUACUGCUACCAGCUCCACCGAGACCAGCACGGCCUCCAUGACCUUCACCUUGACAAGCACGGGCUCCCAGACCCGUACGUCAACCACCUCUCAAACGUCCACUACAUCAUUGUCCUCUACAACCGUAUCCAGCUCGAGUACAAUUUCCACUUCGGAGACUAGCUCGACCACGGCAAGUUCCUCGAAGACGCUGACCUCUACGUCAAUGUCCACCACGACCAGUAUGACUUCGAGUAUUACGAGUACUUCUCAAACCAGCCAUACAUUUAUUCAACGGGGGUCGACGGACUACCACCUCGGACACCAGCACCACAGGGACAACCACCACUGA
Prorocentrum cordatum is the source of this 3186-nucleotide messenger RNA. NCBI's taxonomy places the organism in Eukaryota, Dinophyceae, Prorocentrales, Prorocentraceae. The record is from the annotation of a GenBank genome assembly.